UGAAGCUGCCUCCGGCCGAGCCCUCCCCACACGUGUGGGUCCCUCCCAAGGUCCUGGACAAGCUGGGAUUUGAUGAGGUGUUCCUGAUCAACCUGCGCCGCCGUUCCUGGCGCCGGGCGCGGAUGCUGCGGACGCUGCACGAGCUGGGGGUGAGCCCCAAACUGGUGGAGGCCGUGGACGGACGGGCGCUGAACCGCAGCCAGGUGGAGGCGCUGGGGGUGCGGAUGCUGCCGGGCUACCGGGACCCCUUCCACGGGCGGGCGCUGACCCACGGCGAGGUGGGCUGCUUCCUGAGCCACCACCGCGUCUGGCAGGAGAUCUCGGCGCGGGGCCUGCAGCGCUCGCUGGUGUUCGAGGACGAUCUGCGCUUCGAGGUUUUCUUCCGCAGCCGCCUGGCGGAGCUGAUGGAGCAGCUGGAGCAGGCGGCCAUCGAGUGGGACCUCAUCUACCUGGGCCGGAAGCGGCUGGAGCCCGAGCGCUCGGAGGGCGCCGUGCCGGGCGUGCGGCAGCUGCUGCGCCCGGGCUACUCCUACUGGAGCCUGGGCUACGCGCUGUCCCUGCGCGGCGCCCGCAAGCUGCUGGCGGCCGAGCCCCUGGGCAAGAUGAUCCCCGUGGACGAGUUCCUGCCCCUCAUGUUCGACCGGCACCCCAGCCCCGAGUAUUCCCGGCACUUUUCCCGCCGGGACCUGGUGGCGUUUUCGGCGGAGCCGCUGCUGCUUUUCCCCACGCACUACACGGGGGAGCCCGGCUACGUCAGCGACACCGAGAGCCCCCCGGAGAAACCCCAAAUUCCAGAGGGUGAGGAGGAAUUCCCGAGGGAAUCCCGGAAUUCCCAACUCCCGCAGAAACCCCAAAUCUGGGAUGAGGAUGAGGAGGAAUUCCCGUGGGAAUCUCAGAAUUCCCAACCCCGGCACGACAGCGACGCCCGCGACGAGCUCUGACCCCAAAAUCCCCAAAAUUUGGGAUUUUUGGGGAAGAAUUCCUGUGGGAAUCCCGGAAUUCCCAACCCUGGCAGGACAUCAGGAGCCCCCCAAAAUAUCCCCAAAAUUUGGGAUUUUUGGGGAAGAAUUCCCACAGGAAUCCCAGA
Zonotrichia leucophrys gambelii is the source of this 1087-nucleotide messenger RNA. RefSeq names its product procollagen galactosyltransferase 1-like. The transcript has 6 exons. The record is from RefSeq and is a predicted model, not a curated record. The annotation marks the transcript as partial. Gene Ontology annotation, molecular function: procollagen galactosyltransferase activity. Lineage: Eukaryota; Metazoa; Chordata; Aves; Passeriformes; Passerellidae.